Molecule: messenger RNA, 753 nt
Organism: Botrytis sinoallii
Lineage: Eukaryota; Fungi; Ascomycota; Leotiomycetes; Helotiales; Sclerotiniaceae
Exons: 4
Coding region: 1-753 (250 amino acids)
Biological process (GO): glucan catabolic process
Molecular function (GO): beta-glucosidase activity
Source: RefSeq, a predicted model, not a curated record
AUGAUGCAUUCACCCUCUUGCAAAAACUCCGAUCUUUUGAUUCUUUACCUAAAGACCGAGGCUGGAUACCCAGGACUUGUAUUCCUAGAUCAAGAUAGCCAAUCGACCGCCCUUGGUUCCGCAAAUGCAGGUUUCGACUUUGAAGGCUCGAGAAUCUGGAGUAAUUCUACAAUCGCGGCUGGUCUCGCCAAUGGUACACUGUCGCAAGAACGACUUGACGAUAUGAUGUGGCCAUACAGAAUGUUAUGGGAUACAGCUAUGUCAACCUCAGCAAUGGAAGUCAGCCUUCUUAUGUCAGCUCUACAACAUACCGCGAUCGUUGGACCAACCACAGUGAUGUUCUUUGCCUCUUUCCAAGCCAUUGAGCAUGGCCAUCUUCGAUUCACACGCAGGUCCAGUUAUGACGAAACUGGAAUGAUUCAUGAAGGUCGUCUUGCAGUACCAUCUCUAGUCGUACUGGCGGUGGAAGCGAUAGAUAACAGUAGGCUUUGGUGGAAAUGGAACUGCACUAAGUGGAGGCAUGAAUGGAACCUUGGGGGUGGAGGUGAUGACAAUAGCUUUGGAGGAGAAAGAGGAGGAGCUGCAGGUCUUAGCGUUUGUCUCGUUUUCUUGAAAAUUUUCUCCGGCAAAGGCGCCGACCGCACUGAAUUCCGAGACACAGACCAAGAUAUCCUCGUCACCUCCGUGGCAGCCGGAUUUCACAGAACCGUCGUCAUUAUCAGCACCGUUCGUGCCCGAAUCGUCAACACCUAG